Messenger RNA from Xenopus laevis (African clawed frog), 552 nucleotides. It is a transcript of the gene rbis.L, whose product is annotated as ribosomal biogenesis factor L homeolog. The transcript has 4 exons. The coding region runs from base 220 to 519 and encodes 99 amino acids. Lineage: Eukaryota; Metazoa; Chordata; Amphibia; Anura; Pipidae. The record is from RefSeq and is a predicted model, not a curated record. Gene Ontology annotation, cellular component: nucleolus. Gene Ontology annotation, biological process: ribosome biogenesis.
UCGCUCCAUAUAAGAUAAACUUGUCGCAUAUCAAUGACGUCACCAGACCCACGAGUGCUUUGGGGCAAUAGCUCACUACUGAGUGGCUGCAGGAAUCGCUGCUGGCUUGUUUUGUUUACAUUGGGGGAUGAGCCGUGCGGAUUAGUAGAACAGUAACCAGCUUGCACUAAAGUAAACACCCAGAAGACAUUUCACUAUCCAAAGCUUUCAUCAGCAGCAAUGGCAAAAAGCAAAGGGAAGGGGCAAAAACAAAAUAAUGUAUUUCACGUUGCAAACAGUAAAUGUGUAAAAGCCAAAAACAAAGCAAAGCCAGUGAAGAUAAGUCUAAAGAAGAUAAAUGUUUGUGCCAGUGAGAAGGUGAGCACCAUUAACAAGGUAUUUACAGAGAUUGAAAAGGAGGUUGUACAAGCAAAACUGAAUGUUCCAUCAAACCAGAUAAAGAAAAUACAGAAACCCAGUGCAACACAGGAGGCCCCACCCGAUGUAGAUCAGGCUGCAGACUUGUUUUCACAUUUGUAACAAUAUAAAUCAUUAAAAAUAAAAUCAAAACAA